AUGCUGUCUAUAUUGAGAAAAGCCCGGCUAAAAGACAAGGAAAUGAGAAUAUUGAUGCUCGGCCUUGAUAAUGCCGGAAAGACCACGAUUGUCAAGCAGAUUAUGAAGGAGGAUGUCACCACUGUUAGCCCAACGCUGGGUUUUAUCAUCAAAACUAUUGAUUUUCAAGGAUACAAACUCAACAUUUGGGAUGUAGGAGGGCAGAAGACAUUACGCUCAUACUGGAAAAAUUACUUUGAGAAGACCGAUACUUUAGUCUGGGUUGUUGAUGCAACAGAUCGUUUGAGAAUCGAUGAUUGCCGGGAUGAACUUGCCGGCCUUCUUCUCGAAGAGCGACUGACGGGGGCAAGUCUUUUGAUAUUCUUGAAUAAAACUGACGUUGAAGGCUGCAUGACAGAGGAUGAAGUCCAUGAGGUGAGGUUCUUUUCCUUCUUAUCUUUCGUUUUCGUCAAGUUCAACUCCCAGCGAUGA
Molecule: messenger RNA, 471 nt
Organism: Aspergillus nomiae NRRL 13137
Lineage: Eukaryota; Fungi; Ascomycota; Eurotiomycetes; Eurotiales; Aspergillaceae
Product: ADP-ribosylation factor family protein
Exons: 5
Coding region: 1-471 (156 amino acids)
Biological process (GO): protein folding
Cellular component (GO): microtubule cytoskeleton; cytoplasm
Molecular function (GO): GTP binding; GTPase activity
Source: RefSeq, a predicted model, not a curated record